UUUCCGCAUAUUCGUGGGAGGGUUGUCGUGGGACGUCACAGAGCGUCAGCUGGAGAGCGCUUUCCAGCGUUUCGGCAAAGUCCACGAAGCUCAGGAAGUAUAAACAUAAGCAGAUGGUAUCUGGAUGUGUGGAAUUGGGUACAAGGCUGCUAAAGUUAAUUGCUUGAUUUAGUCUCACCUGCUAUUUGGUAACUAAAUAUUUAGUCAUGAAAAGGUCUGUGGUUGGGAUCCGCAGAAAAUCCUGUGAUAGUGUUGGAAAUUUGGCAUAUAAGUAAUCCUUUGAGGAUGGGCUGACUAAUCAUCUGUUCACAUGAUGUGGCAACUUUGAGAAGUUUCUCUUUCUUGUAGUAAGUAUGCUUUCUGUUUGGAUUCUGUGGCUCUGCAGCCGAAGUCUGAAAUGUUCAUUGUUUGAUCAAGUGAUUUUCAUCCUUUUGCUUCGACAAAGGUUUUUAUCUAAUUAGAACAAAUGCUCCGAAAGUAAAUGGUUUGGCCAUAUUUUGUAUCAGUUGGACUCAAACAUGAUGGUGAAGGAUGUGUCUGUUUUCCGAGAAAGAUUAUUGAGCUGAAUAGUGUCUCCUCAUCUAUGUUCAUUUGUUUUUGUUCUCAUAGAAUCCAGAGGGUUAUCUGCUGUCAACUCGUCAUUUGUUGUUUUAUAGGCUAUGCAGUUUUCAUAGUGGCUGCUGUAUCACAAAGCUUUGUUUUCUCUUGUUAGUUGUUCUUCAGAUAUUUCAAAUUCUUGAUUUUGUGAGGCUGCGAAUCAUCAAGUUUAGUUACUUUAUGCUUGAUGCGGACUAGAGUUAGGGACUCUAAACUGCUCCUUUCUGGCAAUGGGAUCAUCUCAUCUGCUAUUGUAUAGCUCUCAUCAAGUCUGAGCCUCCUUUUCAGCCAUGUCAGUUUUUGUUUGAACUAAUUUGAACUAAUUUGAACUUUUUUAUUGAUAUUUUUUUGUUGUUGUGACAAUUAUGCUAACAUUACUGGUUUAGCGAGGGACAAGAGAUCAAGAUCAAUUUCAUAGUCGAUUUUCGUAUGUUGAUAAGUUUUCGUGGUGCUUUAUGUCUCAUUAUCCCUCCAACACACUUAGUCUGGCCGCUUCACUUGUGGGAACAUUUAUGCAACCCAUUCAGUGGAUCUUAUGAGACCUUAUUCAGAUCGCUAGAUUCCUUGCAGGUGCCAGUAACAGUAUUGUAUCAGAGGUUCAAUGCUUUGGGUUAUCAUGUUGCAUGUGAAAGAUGAAUUCAGCAACAUCAAUGCUACACCAAAUAUUGAUGCUUCCUAGUUCAUCAGUAGUUCCAAUAUUGAUUUAAGAUUUGAUGCUUUGGUGGAGUAAUACUUCUGGCCUCCUCAAAUUCUGAAUCUGGUCAAAUACGGAUUCUGGGCAUGGGCACACAAUUCUUUUGGCACAGUGAUGUAGAUUUUUUUAAUAGGUGAUAUUAUGAUAAUUGAAAGUACUUAAGAAUUGUCCGAACAUCUCCUAUAAAAAAAAGGUUGUAACAUCUCCUAUCAAAAUAAGUUGUCAGAACGUGGAUCUCCAUGACUCCGGGGUAUGUUUUCAUGGGCUUAGUAAGUCUUAAGUUUUUUGGUUGAAAGAGAUGAUCAGCAUUUUCAUCAGCUCUGCUAUUUUGAGCUUAUACGUGGACAGAGUAUCUUUGCUGCCUGUGACUGAAUCUUGUGGUUUUAAUUGACUUGGUGAAAGUUGGUGAGGAUAGGGUAAUUAUGGAUCAAGUUGGGCAUAGCUUGCAAAAAAGAUACAGUUUCUUGGGAUACCUUGAUGUGUAUUUGUGUUCUAUAUGGUUUGUUUUGAAUGGUGGAAAGAUUGCAAUAGCUGCCUUUGUCUGGCUGAUCUGCGUAGCUUUGGUCGGAGGAAAAUUGAUUUCGUCAAUACAAGAUGGAUGCUUGCCUGUUGUUUAAAGUGUUAUCAUUAUUUCUGGUAGUCUUGUGUUAUGAUUAAGGACUUGUCUGUGGGAAGUUAACCAUAUCACAAAGAUAAUGCAAGCACUGAUGACCAAUUCAAUUUAGCUGUUGAGUAGAUGCACUUGACUUUGUGGUCAGUUAGGUAUCAGUUUAUGCUGGAUGUAAUAGAUUGGAUUUUGUUGGAAGUCAAGGUCAGCAGAGAUGGAUUCCUCUAUUGUUUAUCAGAAAUUUUUCAGUACUAACCACGUUGCAACCUGUUAUCCAUAGUAACAAAGAGAAAAUCAUGAUGGAAAGAGAUACAAAUCGUCCUCGGGGUUUUGGGUUUAUUACAUUUGGAGAUCGGCGAGCAAUGGAAGAUGCAAUCCGGGAGAUGCAUGGGCGGGAGCUUGGUGAUCGCAUCAUCUCUGUGAACAAAGCUCAACCCAAAAUGGGAGGGGGAGGGGAGGAUUCAGACCAUGGCUAUAGAGGAGGCUACUCAACUGGUGGCAGGAGAAACUAUGGGGGAGGAGAUAGACCUGUAGGGCAAGAUGAAUGCUUCAAGUGUGGGCGACCAGGACAUUGGGCCCGAGAUUGCCCUUCAGCUGGUGGUGGAAGAGGUGGAGGUUCAUUCUCAUCCCAUUCUAGGUUUGGGACUGGUGGCCGUGGGGAUCGCUUUGGUGGAGACCGUGAUCGCUAUGUGGAUGACCGUUAUGAUGGAGGGCGUUAUGGAGAGAGGGACCGUUUUGACAGCAGGGAGGACAAGUAUGGGAGCCGUGAUCGCUAUGUUAGUGACAGGUAUCCAGCUGGUGAUCGCUUUGCAAGUGAUAGAUACGGUGGUUCUGAUCGUUAUCCGCAAAAUGGUUAUGGGAAAGAUAGAGGCUAUGAUAGGGAUGCAAGGGGUGGAAGUGACAGAUAUGGGAGUGGAGGGCCAGCAAGAGAUGAGGGCGGAAAUUACAGAAGCAGGGCAGGUCCUUACGAUCGCCCCAGCAGGGGAGGGCGCCCAUCUUCCUUUGACCGCUACUAAAUGUUGGUUGGCCUGGCUAUUCUCAUGAAAUUUGUAGCUGUUUAUGCUCUUUUAGGUUUUUGAUGUGGGAUGUUGCGGAUACAAUUUUACGUAGGAUUGAUGGAUGUAAUUUAAUUCAGUAUUUUUCUGUUUGAUUUUUGUUAUUACACUUUUUCUGACUGGUUGACAAACAAAUUUAGCGACAUAAAAUGAAAUUUGGGAAAUUUACUACUGAGUCUCGUUGUUUGUUUGCGUUGUAAA
Messenger RNA from Prunus dulcis (almond), 3154 nucleotides. Its product is annotated as glycine-rich RNA-binding protein RZ1C. The record is from RefSeq and is a predicted model, not a curated record. The transcript is spliced from 4 exons. Gene Ontology annotation, molecular function: zinc ion binding; RNA binding. NCBI's taxonomy places the organism in Eukaryota, Viridiplantae, Streptophyta, Magnoliopsida, Rosales, Rosaceae. Bases 2195 to 2914 code for a protein of 239 amino acids.